AUGGACCAUUAAAAUAAUAAUACAAAGCAAAAGGAUUUUGCUGGUAUCUUGUGCUCGUAAUAUGCCAAACCAUAAAUAAAUUCGACGCCCAUCCAGAAGGUCUUUAUUGACCCGACUUAGAGGAUCUAUGAAGACAUAGUAGUGAGCGAGUAUCUUGAUGAACAUUCAAUUGUUGUGGAAUAAAAUGAUAUCUAAGUGCCAUAACCAUUUAUCGAGUGGAAAGAUUGCCAAUUUCCGAAUCAAUUAAAUAAGCGCAUAUCACUCAAAGCUUACAAUAGGCCCACUCCAAUUUAAGCAUCAGUGUUUCCUAUAAUUAUGUCUGGUCAUGAUUUGAUAGGAAUUGCUUAAACAGGAUCUGGUAAAACAAUAGCCUAUUUGCUUCCUGGACUCGUUCAUAUAGAGAGUCAACGCAAAAAGGGAGGACCAAUGAUGUUGAUACUUGUGCCUACAAGAGAGUUAGCAAUGCAAAUACAAGAGCAUAUUAGUUAUUUUUCUGAAGCAUACAAUAUGAAUUCUGCCUGUAUUUAUGGCGGUGCUGAUAAGAGACCUUAAGAAAUGGCAUUGGCCAGAGAUCCAGACAUUGUUGUGGCAACUCCAGGGAGAUUGAUUGACUUCCUAGAUGCUCAAGUAACAAAUCUUCACAAUGUUACAUAUUUGGUCUUAGAUGAAGCAGAUCGUAUGCUUGAUAUGGGAUUUGAAUAGCAAGUCAGAAAAAUUGAUAGCUAUAUUAGAGAAGAUAGACAAACUGUAUUCUUUUCAGCCACUUGGCCAAAAACAGUUUAAAAUCUAGCAUGUGAUCUAUGUCACAAUGAACCAAUUAAUUUAUAUAUUGGAAGUCAAGAAGUCACCAUUAACAAAAAUAUUACAUAAGAAACAAUUUGUUUAUAUCAAAAUGAAAAACAGGAAGAAUUACUUUAUAUUUUGGAAGAAUUAUCCAACAAAGAUAAAGUUUUGAUUUUUGUUGAAACUAAAAAGGACUGCGAGGACUUGGCCAGUUAUUUAUCUGAACAUGGAUUCUUUUGUAUGUCUUUGCAUGGUGAUAAGACUCAAUAAUAAAGAGAUUAUGUCAUGAAAGAAUUCAAGGCUUCCAAAUGCAAAUUACUAUGCGCUACUGAUGUUGCAUCAAGGGGACUUGAUGUGAGAGACAUUAGUUUAGUUAUCAAUUAUGAUUUCCCUAAUUAAAUUGAUAAUUAUGUCCACAGAAUUGGGAGAACUGGUAGAGCUGGUGAUAAGGGAAGAAGUAUUACUAUGAUUACUUUGGAUGCCAUGGAUCCAAGAGUUGCAAAAUAAUUGGUUGAUCUAUUAAAAGACUCAGAAUAGGUUGUGAAUGACGAUCUCUAUGAUUUCGCCUAUUCAAAACCAUAUCAAAAGAGCAAGAGACCCAAUCAAAGGAAAAAGCCUAAUGAUAAACCUAUUACCCAAUCCAAACCUGUUAAUAGCAACAAUCUAAAUACCUAAAAACCAUAGCAGAAGCAGUUUAAUUUGAAGGCAUCAUCUCCUGUUAAAUAAUCAACAUCAUCGAUGCCCCCUCCCCCAGAAUUGAAGAAAGCCUUUUCAGAUGCUCCAGUCUUUGGUUUUUUCAAUUCAAAAAAAGAAUGA
Paramecium tetraurelia is the source of this 1599-nucleotide messenger RNA. RefSeq lists its product as uncharacterized. The record is from RefSeq and is a predicted model, not a curated record. Lineage: Eukaryota; Ciliophora; Oligohymenophorea; Peniculida; Parameciidae. Gene Ontology annotation, molecular function: RNA binding; ATP binding; RNA helicase activity. Gene Ontology annotation, cellular component: ribonucleoprotein complex; nucleus; cytoplasm. The transcript has 8 exons.